CACACGCACACCGCACGGACGGCUCGACGCGCGAGCACAAGGCCCGUCAGUCGUUGGACCACGCGCUACUCUUCCGGGUGUCCAGUGAAUCGGUUACCUCUGCCCGAGUCGCACGGACUUCUCUGUACCUACUACUGUCGUCGGAGUGUUGUUUAUGAAAAUUAAAAAUUUUACGUUUGCGUUCGUGUGCGUUAUUUGUAUUACCGCAAAAAUAAAAAGACUUUGAAUAUUUUUUUUUUUUUUGUUUACGUUUUUCGAAAAAACCUAAAUAGUGUUCCAAAAACAUUUUGGAUUUUUGUUUGUGUUUGUCGAGUGCGUUUCGGCUUGAUCACUUUGCCACGGUCGUAAGGCGUUUUUUUUUUUUUGCUUCGAACUUAAUUAAUUUCGAAGAAGGAUAAAAAAAAAUUUUAUAAAAAAAAACUAUAUCUUGGUGGACAAUUUUUCUUUAAACAAAAAAAAUCACCCACCAUGGCUAUACCGUUUAACUUGCCGGCCGAACGCGACCCCGAAGAUCAUCAUUAUCUGAGGAUCGAGAAUUUGCUCAAAGAACUGCUCACGUUGCUCAGAUGGACUCCUUGGACUUCUCUUACCGGUGUUUCUGUGGAAACUUCGUCGACCACCACCACCACGGCCGAACCACCUACUGCGGGCCAGCGUCGCCGGCAGACCGUCCGAGGACCGGACCAUCACAGGCGGACGUCCGGCGCUCAACAGCAACAGUUACCGGACUUGAUCAGGUCUUGCACGCCCAAAGUGGCCGCCGCCGCCGAGAAGAAACCCACCAGAACCGUGUUCCUCCAGGUGGAACUGUGCCCGACUUGCUAUUACAACAGCCAAAAGUUGAAGGUGCUCGGCGUGACCAAGUUGGAAAAAUCGUCGGCCGACCAACAACAACAGAUGACCAUCGCCGACCCGGGCGCGGUGUCACCCAGAAUCGCCGCCGAAUCAUCACCAACGAUCGACAUGGACGACGCGGUCGCGGAAGACAGUUCAAAAGUAAAACGGCGACUGAUGUCGUUGUUGCAACCUUCGAAAAUCGACUCGUCCAUACUGACGGCCGUGUUUGUAAUAAUCGGUUGGAAGAUGUUCAUCAAACAAUAAUCGGUACCUAUCUACACCUAUCUACCUAACUACCUAUACCAAGUUCAUCGCGACAACGUGAGAAAAUUAAAAAAAACAAAACAAAACGAGAGAGAGAGAGAAAACACAAUUUUUGUACGUCUAAAAGACUCGAAAGUUCCAGUCAUGGUUUUAGUGACUAUUUUUUUUUUUUAAUAAUAAUAAUAAUAAAAAAAAAAAACUUAUAUUUUUUAUGCUAAUCAAAUCGACCCGUUGAUCUCAAAUAUUAUUGCUUGCUGAAUUGUGAGAUGAUCCGCAACCGUAGCCAAACAUUUAUUUUUUUUUAAAUUAUUUUUUUAGUUGUACCUUUAGUUUAUUAUUAUUAUUCAUAAUAUUAUAUAAAACGCACGUCUAUCGUGAUCUAUAGACGCGCUUUUGUUUUUACUACUACUGUACAUAUACAUAUAUAUUUUUUAUUUUAUUUAAUACGUUUUUUGUGUACUUAUAACUUUUUUUUUUUUUUGUAAUUAAUCUCUAUAUUUCUACGCUUUUUCUGUUGUAUUUUAAUAUCGUUUCACAUGGAAAUUCUGCGGUUUCAGUCCCAGAUCUGUUCACGUUUUGAUCUCGUUUUUGUAAAACUAUAGCUUUUGGAACGGCAUCGCCGACCGAGUCGAUUGGCCGGCGGUUGAAUUAGUACGAAACGCUGUAAUAAUUUUUUUUUAAUUUUAUUAUUCUCACUGUACAUAAAUAUAAUAAUACUACUUUUUAAUUUUCCUAUUAACGUACUUUUUAUUACACGACUCUUUUUUUUAAACAAUUAAAAUUCUUACAGUAAAAAAAAAAAAAACACAAAUUCUCUGUGAACGUUUUUUUCUUGUUUCUCUUGGGUACUUUUUUGAAUAUUUUUUUUUUUCAUUUUUCGAAACGGUUGGGGUCUAACGGUACGCGGCUACUACGCGCGUUCGGUUCGACGACGAGUUUGUAAUAUUGGAAACGUUAUCAUAAUAACAUGAUAAUCGCUCUGUGUAAAUAAUAAUAAACGCUUGUUGGAUUUUUUGUCAUACCUAAUAAUAAUAAUAGUAAUAUAAUAAUAAUAUAUCAUUAAGUCGCAUGUGAAUUUUUUUCUGAUUAAUAUUUUUUUUUAUUUAUAAUUUUCAUUUUCAUUUUUUUUUUUUUAAGCAUUUCUGUGGUGUUAAAAAACUUGCGAACGUCCCGGGUCGUUCAUACGUUUCGAGCUUAAAUUUAAUAUACACAAAGCGAAUUUUCCACUUGGGCGUUCCUAGUUUCGCCCAUCAAAGCGUUUCUGUGAUUAUGCCAUUUUUUUUUAUAUACGAUAUAUAUAUCAUAUAUAUAUAUACAUUUUGUACAUAAAUAUAUAUAUAAAAAAAAAAAAAUGAUAUUUAUACAUACAUUAACUAUUAACGAUUUUUUGAUCUCUUUUCGUAGGACAUAAGUAGUGUUUUUUUUUUUUUAGAUAUUAGUGUAAAUUUAUUAUUUUAGCGUUAGAGUAGGUACUCAUAAGUUAAACAUGUUGAUGUUGUAAUAUUGUUAAAAACGAUCAUCUCUCUCUUCGGCGAACAUUGUAACAUUUUAAUGGACUUGGCCACGUCAAAAUCAUAUAAAGAGUUGAAUAAUAAUAAUAACAAUAAUUUGUAUUGUCAGAAGACUUGAUUAUUAUAAUAUAAGCGUUUUGUGAUUGAACAUUUUUUUUUUUUUUAGUAUUAUAUUGUAGACAUAGUUUUUUUUUUUUGAAAUAUUUAUUUUAUAAUGUAUAUACACACACACAUUUAAAUUUUGCAUACACAUAUGAAGAUAUUUAUUUUAAAUUAUGUUUAAAAAAAAGCAAAAAAAAAAAAUGAAAUGUUUAAUAUUUUAUCGUUGCAAAAUUAUUUUAUAAAAAUAUGAUAUUAUGUUAAUUUGUGUUUUUCGAUCUCGAAUCAGCAUAUAAUUAUUGUAUAAUAUUAUUGUCAUUAUUGUUUACCCAAAAACAUGUUUCCAUACAACAACAAAACCGUGACUUGUCUUAUGUUAUUAAAGUAUAAUAUUACAAUGUGCAUUUUCCUCCCCCUACCCCUGUUCUUAGAAUGUAGUAGACUUUUAACGUUAGCCUGAAAAUAAUUUUAGAGCUAAUUUUUAUUAUUAUUAUUUUUUUUAAUCAUAAUUUUUGUACUCGGCGUGGGUACACCUAUUGUACGGUGUCCGCUGCAUCUUGCUACCGUUGUCUUUCUUUUGUAUCAUAUAAUAUUAUAUUAUAAUAUAUUACCUACUAUAAAUACCUAUAAAACAUUUUGUUUGUUUUAUU
This is a messenger RNA of Adelges cooleyi (spruce gall adelgid), 3361 nucleotides long. RefSeq lists its product as uncharacterized. The transcript has 3 exons. Bases 469 to 1101 code for a protein of 210 amino acids. NCBI's taxonomy places the organism in Eukaryota, Metazoa, Arthropoda, Insecta, Hemiptera, Adelgidae. The record is from RefSeq and is a predicted model, not a curated record.